Molecule: messenger RNA, 951 nt
Organism: Spodoptera exigua (beet armyworm)
Lineage: Eukaryota; Metazoa; Arthropoda; Insecta; Lepidoptera; Noctuidae
Source: the annotation of a GenBank genome assembly
AUGCGCUUACUGAAACUGAGUUUUUAUGGAAUAGAAGGCAAACCAGCAUUCGGAUCAUCUGAUGAACUCCCAAAAGACCUGCAAAAUUUCUUGGAAUGGCUGACUUACCCAAAAGAGGAGACUUUAGAUCCACAACCAGAAACGUUGACCUUCAAACCACCAUACCAGGAUGAAGAACUCAUGGAACAGAUGCCCGAAACGCGAACGGAAAAUGGAGAUGACUUAUUUGCUUCAGUUUCUAAUAGAAAAAAUACCAGUGUGGGUAAGGUUAAGGUGUGGCAGCAACAGACAGACGGAUUACCUGAUGGUAAGCAAUUGGCGCCGCACAUGAAAACCCGCCAGAUCAGAGGAUUUACGGAAAAUUUUGAAGAAGAACACGCUUCAGAAGUGAAACAACUAAAUGAAGAGAAUAUCAUGGAUAUCAGGGCUCAUUACUUAGACUGUAUCCAUGCCCUGCAGGACCUGAUGGACCAGUAUGAUGGCAUGAGUGAUGACGAUAAGAGUAAAAUGAUGGGUGUAAAAUCGUACCUUGACAGUCAGCUAAAAUAUUUAAACAAACAAAUGGCUGGUUACGAUUUGUAUUCGCUUUUCGAAAAACAAAAUCUAGUGCGACUCAAAAGAAAUACAAAAGAGAAGAAACAACCAAAAGGAAAUAGACUGCGGAGAAAACUCCAUAAAUUUAUCAAGAAUUUUGGCAAGAAACACACGAGAACCACAGCCAGCUUCUACGACGGUGUUCAAAUUACAGAUAUGAAAAGGGUGACGGUUAAAAACAAUGAACGGAUCAUGCAAACGGUUGGGAAGGAUGACAAAUUAGCUAAAAGGAACCUAAAGGACGUGUACUAUAAAGCGGUGGCUGAUGCUAAAAAACAUGCAACGGCUACCAAAAACGUUCACAAGAAUAGUAAGGUCCCACAGUAUGAGUCUAGCACGACAAAAAUGAAUAAUUGA